This is a messenger RNA of Pygocentrus nattereri (red-bellied piranha), 2325 nucleotides long. Its product is annotated as death-associated protein kinase 2-like. Gene Ontology annotation, biological process: positive regulation of apoptotic process; protein phosphorylation; intracellular signal transduction. NCBI's taxonomy places the organism in Eukaryota, Metazoa, Chordata, Actinopteri, Characiformes, Serrasalmidae. Gene Ontology annotation, molecular function: ATP binding; protein serine/threonine kinase activity. Gene Ontology annotation, cellular component: nucleus; cytoplasm. The transcript has 12 exons. The record is from RefSeq and is a predicted model, not a curated record. Bases 296 to 1378 code for a protein of 360 amino acids.
CUUGGCCAGUUUAGCAACUAAACCUCCGUGUGAGGGGAAGUCAGAGCAGCGCGGCGCGGCGACAUCUGUCGCCGGAAAACACGAUGUUUUCACCUCGUCUGUUUCUUUUCUGUGGUUUGUGUGCGGAAUGAUAUUUUAGGACAGGGAUGCGAGCUAAACACUUUCAGCUGAUCGCAGACAGACGAGGACUUUACCAGGUGGGCGAGGAGAGCGGAGGAUCAUUCUUGCUUUGCUGCUCGAGGAUGCAGGACUAGUGCUGCUUGGACCAUAGAGUGGACAGAAGGUUAGCAGUGCCAUGGCUCAGUUCAAGCUGCAGAAUGUGGAGGACUUUUAUGAGAUAGGAGAGAUACUGGGCAGUGGUCACUUUGGGCAGGUGCGGGAGCUGCGAGAGCGGGUCAGCGGUGUGUCCUGGGCGGGAAAGUUUGUGAAGCUCCGGCGGAGCGUGAGCAGCAGGCUGGGUCUGGAGAGGAAGACGGUGGAGCGUGAAGUGGAGAUCCUGCAGGCCCUGCAGCACAACAACAUCAUGGCCCUCAAAGACGUGUUCGAGAGCAGGGCUGAGGUGGUCCUCGUCGUGGAACUUAUUUGUGGUGGGGAGCUCUUUGACUUCAUCGCAGAAAAGGAGAACCUGAUGGAGAAUGACGCGAUCGAGUUCCUGAAGCAGAUUCUGAAGGGGGUUGCCUUCAUGCACAACAAACACAUCGCCCACUUUGACCUGAAGCCAGAGAACAUCAUGCUGUCAGAUAAAAAGGCUGAGCACCCAGAGAUUAAGAUAAUUGAUUUUGGACUGGCCCAGCGUCUCACCACAGGAGAGGAGUACAGGAGCCUGUGUGGAACUCCUCAGUACAUCGGUCCUGAGGUGAUAAACUAUGAACCCCUGAGUACAGCAUCUGACAUGUGGAGUAUCGGCGUGAUUACCUACAUACUAUUAAGUGGUAUGUCGCCUUUUCAAGGAGACUCGGAUGAGGAGACACUAAGAAACAUUGUAGAUAUGAAGUAUGAAUUUGAGGACCAGUACUUUAGCCAGACGAGCGACAUGGCCAAGGACUUCAUUGAGAAGCUUCUCAUAAAAGAUCCCAGUGAGAGAAUGACAGCAGAGGAAUGUUUAUUGCACCCUUGGAUCAAGCCCCUGACACGUAAGCAGGCUGCUAACAGGAGCCGCUCAUCUAUCAACAUGAAAAACUUCAAGAAGUUCAAUGCCAGAAGAAAGUGGAAGAUGUCCUAUAAUAUGGUGUGGGCGUGCAACAGACUGUCCCGUCUUCAGCUGCUAUGUAAGAGGGCUAAGGAGGACGAGGAGCUGAGAAGCUGUGAGAGUGACCAAGAGGACAUAGAGACCAAGCCAGCCUCCCUCAUCCGCCGCAGACUGAGCAGCAGUUCCUGAGCAGCAGUUCUGCCCACAGUUCAUUAGCGUCCAUUGUUCAGAUGAAAUACAUAAGGUCAUACAGUAUCCCAAAGAUUUCUAUUCUUGCAGACUGAAUCCAUCAAAAUUCACAGUUUAUUCACACUUUACCUUCCACUGAUUUGUAUCAUAGCCAUAUGUGCAACUAUCAUUAUACAUUUUUAAAGGGGUUUUAAUAUUGUGUAUUUAUAUUUUGUAAAUGCAUUUCAAAAAAUAUUUGAGUUUAUGAGAAAAAUGAAUUUAACUGUAUGACUAAUCAACAAAGAGAAACCAUACAUUCUCUUUGAAACUUUCAAAGUCAAAAAGCCUGAAGCCUAAAAAAAGCCGUUGUUUCAUGUGGUAAAUCCUUGUUUGAAUUUAAGAAGAGGAGACCACUUCAUCAAUAUCUGAGACCACAACCUACUCAAACUGAAAAUACCCCUCAUAUAAUAUAAAAUAACUUUAACUUGUACAUGGACUCGCUUUUGAAGUAGUUUUUUUAUGUCUUGAUCUUGAAGAGUGUCUUUUGUUUAUGUUUACAUUCAUAAUUCAUUAAUGAUAUUUCAGUGGCACGUUCUUGCGGGGGCAAACAAAACAACUAGCAUGCUAAUGUUUUAUGCUAAUAUCCUAAGCGGCCUUAAGGUUAUCUUGGUCAUUAAACAGCAUGUGAACUGUUAGACCGUUUACCAUCUGAGCACAUUUUACUUCUAGGAUAAGAUUGGGAAAUUAUGUUCCAUGUGUCUUGGUGGAACCUGAGUGUUAAUACUUUUUAUGUUGGAGGACCUUGUUUGUGUAGCAUGCCAGCUAAAGCUAGCACACACAGUGCCUCAUUUGAAGUAGAGUUUGGAGUCUCAUAAUUCCUCUGAUUGUGUUUUAGCAAAGUUGAAAGUUGUGUCUCAAGGAAAAUGGUUCAUUUUUAUUCUAUUAAAUAAAAUAUUUGUGGAACAAAA